Molecule: messenger RNA, 3323 nt
Organism: Ochlerotatus camptorhynchus
Lineage: Eukaryota; Metazoa; Arthropoda; Insecta; Diptera; Culicidae
Product: zinc finger protein 436
Exons: 5
Coding region: 1007-2608 (533 amino acids)
Biological process (GO): regulation of transcription by RNA polymerase II
Cellular component (GO): chromosome
Molecular function (GO): chromatin insulator sequence binding
Source: RefSeq, a predicted model, not a curated record
CCAUUUGUGCCAUAUGCUUGCACAGUGAGAGAUCCUUCCUAAUGCCAGACCCCUCGACAAAGCGAAGGGUUUCCGACUUUAUCCUGUGUUGAAGUUUUUCAUAACUCUCUUUUGGUGCACCAUUCGGCGACAUCAGCAGCAGCACCAGGAGGCAUUGCUAGCUGCAGUUGCGUUCAUUACAGUUACAACAUUUCCCUAGCACCAAACGUAUCACUAUCGCUGCCAAGAGUGUGUUUAUCAGCGCACUGUUCUGUUUACUCAGCUUAUCUUAAUGUCGUCACACGAUUCGCUCAGCCUCGCAGCAGUGAAGAACAUACUCUCAAAAGCGAGCUCAAAGUCACUGGCCCCUCUGCGUGUGAUUAGUAAGUAAUGUUCUUCGACGGUCGUUACCAUUUCACGCGACGACAGUAGUGUCACCUCGGGGUGACCUACGGGGAGGAAGUCACUAUAGACAUCGAAAAAGGUUCGUCGCUGUGAAAAGAAUAAAUUAGAAUUUCAAUUCAAUUUCUUCCCCGUACCGAAUGGAAUGAAUAUUAUAUAAAAUCGGAGCAACGCAAGCAAGGAAAGAAGCGAAUGUGUUUAUGCAUAAUGCCGGCUGGCUCGGUUGGACACAGUCGAGUGUGGCAAAGGUACGCUCGACUAAGAAAGUAGUGAAGUAAAGUCGCAGGACAAUACAAGCAGUGCGGUGGUAGUUAGUAGAACGAAACUCCAUUGAAAUGUAGCAGUGAUGUAAUCAGUUGCUUAUCGCUAUCUGGUGGUGGUGUUACUAACACGUAUCGUUACAUUCUACUUUAUCACUAACAACAAGCAGUGCGAUGUGCUAGUCGUAUUGCACCAAGGAAAAGGAAACCAAAGACGUUCAGUGCCAUAUUUACAAAGCGUUAGUCAAAGUUGCUAUGAGAACUAGGAAGUACAACUGUGCAUUUAAGUAAAAUUCUAUCCUAUCGCUGUCUUAAUAUCAUUUUCCUUUUGGUGAAUUGCUCUAAUAACAAAUUAAACGAAAAAAAUGAAACGUUCUCGACAAACCAAAGCCACAAAAGCAACCUCUGGUGCUGUGAAACGGAAAGCUGCGGCCGCCCUCAAGGAGGAAAGUAACAAUAAUGUACCUCCGGAAGCGCUUCAAACUGUACCGAAGCAGCCAGCGGUUCAUUCGCAGCAACCGAUUCUGCCCGAAUUGGAAGAUUUUGACAAUGGUCUGCUCGUGCUGGCGGUCGAUAACAACGAACAACCCGCCUCUCCUGUGAUGGAUACGUCCAAUGAGGAUACGUCCGAAGUCAGCAGCAAUGGACACAAAUCUCAAAAGAAAAAGGAACGCAAGCAGUACGUGUGUCAUGUGUGCAAUAAGAAUUUCAUGGGAGCGAACGAUCUACGGAAGCAUCUGCGCAUCCACAACGAUGAGCGUCCGUACGCUUGUCCGCACUGUGACAAUCGGUUCCGCCAAGCUGGUUGCCUCAAGAACCAUAUUGCUUCGCAGCACGGGACAGAUACGCUGUACACGUGCGAUCUGUGCGGCAAAACUUUUCCGAUCAAGGAGCGAUUGCGGUUGCAUAUGCGUGUGCACACCGGUGAAAAGCCGUACAAUUGUCCCAUUUGUCCGAAGACGUUCGCACGAGGUGGUCAGCUGACUCAACAUCUUGCCACGCACAAUGGAGUCCGGAAACACAAGUGUCCACACUGCUCGUCGGCGUUUUCGUGUGCUGCCAACCUCAAGAUGCACCUCAAAAGCCAUAUGGACAUCCGGGACUACACGUGCCACAUCUGUGGGAAAGGAUUCUUCCGCCCGGAUGCGCUGAAAAAGCACCUACUGUGCUACCAUGCCAAUCUGAAGGCAUUCCAUUGUAACAUUUGCAACAAAAUGUUCAAGGGGCACCUGCCGCAGCACAUGAGAACUCACAAGAUGAUUCGCCCACAUGGGUGUGCCGUAUGUGGGGCUGUUUUCUCCCAGCGAUCUCAACUGGUAGUUCACCAACGCAUCCACACUGGCGAGCGACCCUACAGGUGUCAGGUCUGCUGGCAGGCAUUCGCCCACUCAAGUGUUCUCAAGCUGCACAUCCGGAAGCACACGGGUGAAAAACCAUUCGAAUGUCCCAUCUGCAGUGUGGGAUUUUCGCAGCUUCCUCAUCUGAAAAAGCACAUGCUCUCUAUUCACAAUCAGGACAAAUCGUACCUUUGCAAAAGCUGUAACAUCUUUUUCAAGACCAAACUGGACCAUCAGAACCACAUGGCAAGCUGUGCGGCGGAAGCGCAGUCUGCUACUAGUGUUGAAGAGAUUAUCGAUAGAAAUGUUAAAGCUGCCAACAGUGGAGUCGAACCACCGAUGCCGCUGUCGCAAAUGAGAUUUCUGGUGGCGAUUCUGCUGAAAAAGAUCUCCACCGAAGAACGGCUGAAAGACCUGGGCUUCGAUAAGCGAUUGAUCGAUAACGUUCUCGUCGAUUCGUUGAAAUGCGCUGGGCGCAAAGCGUUCGACGAUAAAUCGCUGGAUCCGGCCUUUCGGCUGAAGCAAAACGUUCAGGAACUGCUCGAAUGGACCGUUCCGCCAAAGUACAUGGAAGAGUUCAAGAAAGCCAACCGCAGCACCGAAGAAUUGCUAGAAGAUUUGACUAACUAAAUGGAUUUGCUUUUACUAACACAUCAUUGUUUCUCGGUGCCGUAGUUUAAGUGAAUUUUUAACAAGAAACGAAUCAGUAGCUGUUGUAAUAUAAUGCAACGAAUCAUGGAGUAGAGAAAUUUUUGAAUUGCACGCGUAGCGAAAUGAUAACUAAUUUUGCACAUCUGUAAGUACCAACAUUAACAAACACUCAAUCUUUUGAAACGUUUAUCAGUGGUGGUUGAAUUUCCCCCUUCAUAUGAAUAGCAUUCGUACCAAAGUCUUGUAACGUACCGAACUGAUCUUGUCGUACAAUAAAAGAUAUAGUUAUUUGCCAAAACAGGAUAAUUUUGUAUCGUUAGCCCCUUCUCCUGCAUAGGUACUACCGUGCAGGAUACGUCGGAAUUCUAGUCAAUCAAAUGCCAUUUUGAGUUUUUUUGUUUGUAAAAAAUAUAACAAAACCGAUAAUUUUAAAUGCGAGUGUUGCAGAAGCCAUUGUUUGUACAUUUAUGACACGUCAAAAGCUCAAACCAAAAAGAAGCCCUGCUCGUUUUCACAACAAAAAAAAAAAAACUCGUAUCGAAAAGGUGUUUUGCCUAUGGUACCAGUGCGAGCGUUUUUUUUUAAUAAAUAGUCGUUAGUUUAGUGUACCUAGUGAAUUUAAUCUAGAUGUGUAAGUGUCACUAACGGAAAUGGCGGUUGUUUAACUGUCUAGUAAUAAUUACGAAGAAUAGCA